This is a messenger RNA of Linnemannia hyalina, 909 nucleotides long. The record is from the annotation of a GenBank genome assembly. NCBI's taxonomy places the organism in Eukaryota, Fungi, Mortierellomycota, Mortierellomycetes, Mortierellales, Mortierellaceae.
AUGGGUUCCCAAAUGGCCAUCAUCGGCGCAGGUUCCGUCGGUUCAUCCAUCGCCUUUGCCUGUUUGAUGCGCUCCGUCGUCUCAGAGCUGCUCAUCAACGACUUCAACACAAAGGUCUGCGAGGGUCAGGUGCUCGAUCUUCAGGAUGCCGCCUUUGUCUCCUCGACCAAGGUCCGCGUCGGAACCGCCGCGGAGUGCGGUCAGGCCGACAUCAUCGUCAUCACCGCCGGUGCCCGCCAAAAGCCCGGUGAGAGCCGUGACCAGCUCGUCCUCCGUAACGAAGAAAUCCUCCGUAGCGUCUUGGAAGGUCUCCAGCCCAUCAAGAAGACCGCCAUCCUCAUGCUCGUCGCCAACCCCGUCAAUGUCCUCACCUGCAUGGCCCAGAAGCUCUCCGGUCUCCCCCCUCACCAGGUCAUCGGAACCGGUACCUACCUCGACUCUGUCCGCUUCCGCGUCGCCGUCAAGGAUUGUCUGAAGGUCUCCGAGACCUCGGUCCAUGCCUACAUUGUCGGUGAUCACGGUGACAAGCAAGUCGCUAUCUGGUCUUCCGCCAGCAUCGGAGGCAAACCCAUACUCGCCUUUGAGGAGAUCAAAAAGAUGGACCGUGCCGCCGAAGCUGCCAAGGUCGCCCACAAGGCCUACAGCAUCAUCGAUCUCAAGGGUGCCACCGCCUUUGGUAUCGCUGCCGUCGUCUCCGAGGUCGCCCUCUGCAUCACCCUCAACAAGCUCUCCGUCGUCCCCCUCUCGACCUACUGCGACAGGUUUGACGCCUGCCUGUCCUUCCCUGUCUCCCUUGGCACCAACGGCGUCGAGAGCAUCGUCUACCCCGACAUGGACGAGCACGAACUCGCCCUGGUCGAGGAGAGUGCCGUUGCCACUCGCCACGCUUGCCGCAACUACAGGAACUAA